GUAACAAAAAUAAACGUCACAGUCACAAAUGGUGCAGUGAGUUUCUUGCUGAAUCAUUUGUUCAAGAAAUGGCAACUUUAGAAGAUAAAUCAAUUUGGGAAGAUGGCGAGGAUUCGCUGGGAGAGGAGGUUCUCCGAAUGUCAACAGAUGAAAUUGUUAGCCGAACCAGACUCCUUGACAAUGAAAUAAAGAUAAUGAAAUCUGAAAUCAUGCGGAUAUCGCAUGAACUCCAGGCCCAGAAGGAGAAGAUUAAGGAGAACAACGAGAAGAUCAAAGUGAACAAAACUCUGCCGUAUCUUGUGUCCAAUGUCAUUGAGCUGCUGGACAUGGACCCUCAAGACCAAGGUGAAGAGGAUGGGGCCAAUGUAGACCUGGACUCUCAGAGGAAGGGAAAGUGUGCAGUCAUCAAAACAUCAACCAGACAGACCUACUUUCUGCCUGUUAUUGGUCUGGUUGAUGCGGAGAAGCUGAAACCAGCUGAUCUUGUUGGUGUUAACAAGGAUUCCUACCUGAUUCUGGAGACACUGCCACAGGAGUAUGACUCGCGAGUGAAGGCUAUGGAGGUAGAUGAACGCCCCACAGAACAGUACAGCGACAUUGGAGGUCUGGAUAAGCAGAUUCAGGAGCUAAUUGAGGCUGUGGUCUUGCCUAUGACACAUCGGGAGAGAUUUGAAGCUCUAGGAAUACAGCCACCAAAAGGUGUGUUGUUGUACGGAGCCCCAGGAACCGGCAAGACUCUCCUGGCACGAGCGUGUGCUGCGCAGACCAAGUCGACAUUUCUCAAACUGGCCGGUCCACAGCUUGUACAGAUGUUUAUUGGAGAUGGGGCCAAACUUGUACGAGAUGCUUUUGCCUUGGCCAAGGAAAAAGCCCCAGCCAUUAUAUUCAUUGAUGAGUUAGAUGCCAUUGGCACCAAGCGAUUUGACAGCGAGAAGGCGGGAGACCGGGAGGUGCAGAGAACCAUGUUGGAACUUCUCAACCAGAUGGACGGAUUCCAGCCCAACAUGCAAGUGAAGGUAAUUGCUGCCACAAACCGGGUGGACAUCUUGGAUCCAGCACUGCUGCGGUCAGGUCGACUCGACAGAAAGAUUGAGUUUCCACAUCCCAACGAGGAGGCGCGAGCUCGCAUCCUCCAGAUCCACUCCAGAAAGAUGAAUGUCAGCAAAGAUGUGAACUAUGAAGAGCUCUCCAGGUGUACCGACGAUUUCAACGGAGCUCAGCUGAAGGCUGUGUGUGUUGAAGCCGGAAUGAUUGCCUUAAGACGUGAAGCUUUGGAACUUAGUCAUGAGGAUUACAUGGAUGCCAUCAUUGAAGUUCAAGCAAAGAAGAAAACUAACCUCCAGUACUACGCUUAAAUUAUUAAGAGGACAUUUAGACAGCCAUUUCAAAGACUCAUCUGUUCAAAAUUGAUGGAUCUCUGCUUACAUAUUUGCAGUUGUCAAUACUGUGUUAAUUGUUGGUUAUGGUUCAGUUACUUCAAAUUUCCAUUGGUUGAAAUAUAUUAUAGAUUGUAAUCAUAUCAAUUGUUGUGGAGAACAAAAGUUGUCAAGAUAUCUUCUAGAACCUUGUAAUGUGUGCUAUAAGCUUGUUUUCUAGGACAUUUCAAGGCUUCUUAUAUUAUUUCCCAAAAAAAGACUUUAUGGCUUGCUUUGGUAUUUCAUUACAAGAUCAUCUUUGCUUAUAAAGUAUUGAAAAUAAACAACCUCACAGCUAUUCAUAGUUUGUGGGGGGAAGACAUCAUUUGAUGGACCUCAGUGUCCAAUAUUAAUUAAAAUUUGUAGUAAUAAAGCAAGUUGUCACUA
Molecule: messenger RNA, 1802 nt
Organism: Gigantopelta aegis
Lineage: Eukaryota; Metazoa; Mollusca; Gastropoda; Neomphalida; Peltospiridae
Product: 26S proteasome regulatory subunit 6A-B
Exons: 12
Coding region: 69-1355 (428 amino acids)
Biological process (GO): proteasome-mediated ubiquitin-dependent protein catabolic process
Cellular component (GO): proteasome regulatory particle, base subcomplex
Molecular function (GO): ATP hydrolysis activity; ATP binding; proteasome-activating activity
Source: RefSeq, a predicted model, not a curated record